UUGCUCCUGUCCAGGAAUGGUUGUAGCAGGAGGUCAAACUGAAACUGGCCCUAGUUAGUCCAGGUCACCAAGUCCACUUGGGUGUUCAGUGACAAAUAUGGAUCUCAGUGUCUCCUCCAGGAUGCAAGAUGAUGAAAAUGAAGGUGCUAAAUUGCGUGCUGCUUCCAGCAGCCACCGGGAUCCAGCCCCAUCUCCCGUUGAACCUGAGAAUGAAGAGGCAUCAUCUCCUCUUUUCCUAGAAAUGGAGCAGCCAAUCCCUCGUCCACGUAAAACUUCGCGUCAAUACAUGAAGCGCAUCAUUGCUGAAUACGAGGCUCUGGACAUGGAGAUGCCCUGCAUCCGCAAGUUCCCCAAACCACCAGCAGCCCGUCCCCUUUGUCUCUGUCUGGAGAGCCCGCCUGAAAAGGAGAUGAACCAUGCGGAAGUUCUAGCAGCUGUAGAGGCAGUCAUUCCUGAUGCCUUUGAAACAGGCCUUCUGCGCAGCAUUCAAUUUGAGAACAUUAAUGUGAUCUGUGGGACUGCUGGACGGAAGAACAGAUGGCUGCUUACUGUGUCUGACUUCCGGACCCGAAACCAGCUCCUGUGUUCAGGAUUGACCUUGGGCCAAGAGCACUUUGCCUUGCGACGCUGGGAUGAUCUGGUGAUGGAGGACUAUCGCAUGCACCUCCGAAGGGCACUGGCACGGCAGAGGCUCCUGGACACCCUGAGUGAUUCAUGGGAUGGAAAUCACUUGAAUGGGGUAUGAGGCCCAGAUAAUACUUUGCCUGUUUGUGCAUCUGCUUUCCUUUCUCCCUUCUCAUAACUCCCCACCCCCCUUUUAUAAACUUUAGAGGCCACCAA
Messenger RNA from Sceloporus undulatus (fence lizard), 840 nucleotides. RefSeq names its product chromosome 6 C19orf81 homolog (gene C6H19orf81). NCBI's taxonomy places the organism in Eukaryota, Metazoa, Chordata, Lepidosauria, Squamata, Phrynosomatidae. The transcript is spliced from 7 exons. The record is from RefSeq and is a predicted model, not a curated record. Bases 98 to 745 code for a protein of 215 amino acids.